Messenger RNA from Culex pipiens pallens (northern house mosquito), 477 nucleotides. RefSeq lists its product as uncharacterized. The record is from RefSeq and is a predicted model, not a curated record. Lineage: Eukaryota; Metazoa; Arthropoda; Insecta; Diptera; Culicidae. The transcript is spliced from 2 exons. Bases 1 to 477 code for a protein of 158 amino acids.
AUGCCAGCGGUUCCCGAAUUGGGGACAAUCCAGAACUUUCUGCAGCAGCAAGUCAAACUGGACCUGUCGUCGGUGCGUAACCUGCAGGUGAACGUGUCGAGGAAUCAGGUCAUCAUCGAGACAACAACGCCAGAACAAGCUUUCCGCAUCGCUAGGGACCACAAUUCAAAGCACUUCAUUGUGCAUGAGAAGAAGCGGUUCCUAAUUCCGAUCUACGUGGAGGAUGGCACUAUCGAGGUUAAAGUCCACGAUUUGCCACCUCGAAUGCCAAAUCAUCUCAUCGAGGAUCAACUACAACAAUACGGGGAGAUAACUUCAAUCCACAACGAGGUAUGGCGCGACUUCUUCCCCGGUAUCCCGAACGGGGUGAGGGUCGUGCGGAUGAAAAUCAAAAAGCCGAUACCUUCAUUCGUCAAGAUUGAGGGUCUAUCGGCUCGCAUCAAAACACAUGGACAGCAACAGCACCAGAUCAGAUGA